Messenger RNA from Chrysemys picta bellii (western painted turtle), 884 nucleotides. Lineage: Eukaryota; Metazoa; Chordata; Testudines; Emydidae. The record is from RefSeq and is a predicted model, not a curated record.
GGUGGCCAGGACUCCUCCUCCUCCUCCUGGAUAUCUGACCGAAAGGGCAGGAUUCCAAAAGCCGAGAAGGGAGAGAGAGGAAAAGAGAGGCCAGCAGCCAUGAGCUACGUCGUCCGACCCUGGGCUCUGAGGGACCUCAAGGAUGUCGUGCGACUGAUUCGAGAAGGGGCAACAUUUCACAAGGCUUUGGAUCAGGUCAAAACUACCCCCGAAGUGCUGAGGGAGGAUGGCUUCGGGAUGGACCCCAAGUUUGGCUGCCUGGUAGCCGAAGUUCCCCCUGACCAGAGGAGCAAAGACGAUGUGCCCUUGUCUCUGCCUUCAACGCUGGUUUCUCCAGGGCACACCGUCGUCGGGUACCAGUUCCAUUAUUUCAGCUACUGCACCUGGACAGGGCGGAUUGUUUUUGGGGAGGAUCUGUACGUCAUGCCAGAGUUCAGAGGCAAAGGAAUUGGCACCAGUUUACUCAGCCAAGUGGCCAAGCUCGCGCUGGCACACGGCUGCACCCAGUUCCGGUUCAUGUUGGCCAACUGGAACCAGCCGGCCAUGGCGCUGUAUGAGAAACUGGGGGCAAUCGACGUGACAGCGAGGGACAACUGGGUCGUCUGGCACAUCGAGGGGCGGGCCAUGCGGGAGCUGGCGGAGCGGGUAACACAAUGAAAUGUUGCUGCCAUGAGGCAGCCGGGGAGAGAACCCAGGAGUCCUGGCUCCCAGCCCCCUCUGCUCUGACCCACCAGCCCCCACUCGCCCCCCAGAGCCGGGGAGAGAACCCAGGAGUCCUGACUACCAGGCCACCCGCUCUGAUCCACCAGCCCCCGCUCCCCUCCCAGAGCCGGGGAAAGAACCCGAGGAGUCCUGGCUCCCAGCCCCCUCUGCUCUGACCCACC